Arachis ipaensis is the source of this 1707-nucleotide messenger RNA. The record is from RefSeq and is a predicted model, not a curated record. NCBI's taxonomy places the organism in Eukaryota, Viridiplantae, Streptophyta, Magnoliopsida, Fabales, Fabaceae.
AUGUGCCAGGUGGAAGAGUGCUGCUGGGUUGUUUAUGCCUCAAGGGAUCAUGAGGACACUUGUUGGCAAAUUAAGACCUUUUAUGACGAUCAUACAUGUCCGAGAGAGAAUUCUAAUAGGGCUGCAAACAGAGCUUGGCUGGCAAGUAAGUUGGUCAAGAAGGUUAGAAAGUACCCCAACUUCAAGCAAUGUGAGGCUGCAACAUACUUUAGGUCUAAGUGUGAUCUCAUACUGCAUAGAAAUUCAUUAGCCCGAGCCUUGGCUGAUGCAAGAAAUAUUGUCUACAGGGAUGAAAAGACCAAUCCGGGAUCCACUGUAAAGAUUGGGGUUACUCCACUGCCUGACGGCCAAGUAAUGUUUGAUAAAAUAUAUAUCUGCCUGAGUGGUUGCAAGAACGGGUUUAAAGCUGGUUGUCGACCUUUAAUCGGUCUCGAUGGUGCAUUUCUGAAGACGCAGAUUGGGGGACAGAUAUUAUCAGCUGUCGCACAAGAUGCAAAUCACCACAUUUAUGUGGUUGCUUGGGCUAUAGUCAACAUUGAAAAUAAGGAGAACUGGAAAUGGUUUUUGGAGUUACUCCACGAAGACUUAGGAGACUAUAAGGCUAACGGGUGGUGUUUCAUUUCUGAUAUGCAGAAGGGGUUGAUUUCGGCUGUGGAAGAGGUCAUGCCACAGGUCCACCAUCGUUUCUGUGUAUGGCACCUGUGGCGUAACUUUAACAAACAGUGGAAGGAUCUUGAGCUGCGGAGACUCCUUUGGGAUGCUGCAAGGUCGACCACCUUUCAAGAUUUUAUUGGCAACAUGGACAAGAUCAAAAGAGUCAGUGAAGAAGCAUGGACAUACCUUAACAAGUGGCCUAGGCAUUCAUGGACGAAGUCUCAAUUUAGCCACAGGCCAAAGCUGGAUAAUAUAUGCAAUAACGCAUGUGAGGUAUUCAAUGCAAGGAUCAAAGAGGCUAGGAGCAAGCCAAUCAUCACACUGCUUGAAGAGGUAAGGAUGUUCGUUAUGAGGUCCAUUGCAAAGAACAAGAUAAAGUUGAACAACCACAUCGGAAAACUUCCUCCAGUUAUUCAGAGCCGGUUAGAAAAGGUAAGGAAAGAGUCAAAGAACUGGGUACCUAUAUGGACUGGGGAUGAAGCCUAUGAGAAGUUUGAGGUCCAUGGACAACCAACAAACAUGGUUGUCGAUCUAGGCAAAAGACUUUGCACCUGCCAAUUAUGGAUGUUAACAGGCAUUCCCUGUGUCCAUGCCUGUGCUGCUCUUGCACGGGUGAACAAAAGACCAGAGGAUUUCUGCCACCCCUUGAAGAGAGCUGAUGAGCUUGCUGCUGCUCUUGCGGCUGCAGCAGCAGCUGUGGCAGCUUCAAAGGACAAAGUUGCUGCUACUGGAAGUACACCUGCACCUGAAGCAAGCAACAGUACCAAUCCGGCAACAUCGGCAGCUGACAUUCCACCCCCAGUGUCUGGACCGCAAGCUGAAGAGGUUGAAUUAUCCCAACCAAGCUAUGGUAGAACACAAGAUGAGGCACCACCACCACCAGCAACAAGGCCACCUAUGUUACCAACUAAAUGGAAGACCACACCACAACCAGUAACUACUUCUGUCGAUCCUAUGCAAGGAGCAAGUGCAGCCACAUCUUCAAGGUUGGCAAGGUUCAUGAAGAUGGUUCCAACACCACAGUUCAAGGCACCAAGAAAGAAAAACCCUUGA